Messenger RNA from Zingiber officinale, 1242 nucleotides. Its product is annotated as calmodulin binding protein PICBP-like. Gene Ontology annotation, molecular function: calmodulin binding. NCBI's taxonomy places the organism in Eukaryota, Viridiplantae, Streptophyta, Magnoliopsida, Zingiberales, Zingiberaceae. The record is from RefSeq and is a predicted model, not a curated record. The transcript has a single exon. Bases 1 to 1242 code for a protein of 413 amino acids.
AUGGCGGAGACUCUGCCCAACUACAUGAAGCCCACCACCAGCUCCGACGCCAAGAAGCAGCACGCUUGUGUUUCCUCGUCGGAGGAUUUGAACAAGAAGAAGAAGAAGAAGAACUGCAAGGCUUUGAGGAUCCAGCCCAAGAAGGCGAGCGUGAGAGCGACCUGCUCGUCGACUCUCAAGAGCUGCAAGUUCCCCGAGUUCCUCGAGCUCGGCCAUGGCGGCACAGAAGCCGAAGGGGCGUCUGCAGCCAAGGUCUGCCCCUACAAGUACUGCUCCCUCAACGGUCAUCUCCACGGCCAGGCCGACAUCCCUCCGCUCAAGACCUUCUUGGCUUCGAGGAGAGAGAGCAUGAAGCAGAGAGGAGCUUCGCCUUUCAGGAAGAGGGACACAGGGCAGGCGGCGGCGGCGAGGACUCGGUCCGGCUUGGAGAUUUCUUCCCUGAUCGAAGAAAUUGGCCUCGAUUUGUUCCUCGAACAGCCGGCGGCGGUCGAGGAGGAAGAUGAUCGGAAUGAUGCAUGCUCAGAUAGAAGCAGCGAUGGGGUUUAUAGCUUGGAGGCCAUGGCGGGUUUUGUCGAGUAUGUGAGCUGCGAUCGAGAUGUAGAGGAAGAUCGCAGCAAAAAGGAGAUUGAAGAUGGAAAUCAAUUCAUGGCCGAAUCCAUUGAUUUCAAUUUGGAAAAAGAAGAAGAAGAUGAUGAUGAUUAUUAUGAAGAAGAAGCUGAAUUGGAGUCGAAGAAGAUGGAUAAAUCUGAGAACAACACACCCAAAGAGCAUGCUGUUCUUGAUCAAGAACAACCUGCCACUGAAGAAGAGGCCAGAAAUGAAGAUGUUCAGAUUACUGAUACAAAUGAUCAAGACCACAACAAUGGCAGUGUGCUCAUAGUGGCUGAUUCAAAUUCGAACAUCAUCGAAGAACAAAAGGCUCCAACAGAUGAUCAUGGCCCCAAUGUGAGGCUGAUGCACAUAACAAGGAAGAGUAGCAGAGAUGAGGAGCCGGAGCAACUGAAAGGAUUCGAUCCCCGGGCACCGAACUUCCUGCCCGAAGAGCCAGACCCGGAAUCGGAGAAGGUCGACCUGAGGCACCAGAUGAUGGAUGAGAGAAAGAACGCAGAGGAAUGGAUGAUAGAUUAUGCUCUGCAGCAGACAGUCACAAAGCUGGGCUCUGCAAGGAGGAAGAAGGUGGCGCUGCUCGUCGAGGCCUUUGAAACAGUGAUUCCUCUUCCUCCAUUGCAAGCUUGUAGAUAA